This is a messenger RNA of Phytomonas sp. Hart1, 989 nucleotides long. The record is from the annotation of a GenBank genome assembly. Lineage: Eukaryota; Euglenozoa; Kinetoplastea; Trypanosomatida; Trypanosomatidae.
AUAUGCCACCAGGAUGUGUUCUUUGUUAAACAUACGAAACAGAUUCGAAGAGUUUGCCUCUAUAAGAAGCAAUGUUAAGACACUUAGAAAUCAGGAAGGGUUGGCUUGUGUGAAAGCACAAUCCCCUUCUCCUGCUGAAGAACCUAAGCAAACAUGGAACCCUCCAUGGUUACGUGCCUUGGAGGGGUUCUCCGCGCUUGAAAAAAUAGUCAAAGAUAAAAUGGAUACUUUAGUUGAGCGUCAGAAAAGUUUUUUUUGUCCAAAUUUCUUAUCGGAGGAAGAUGAAACUCUACUUCAAAACAUAAUCGACACAUCAGCUUUAGAAGUCAGGAAGUUGUUAAAAGAACUUGAAAGAUUUGCUAUUUGUGAUGUGAACCUUCACUGCACUUACAAUUCUGAUGAACUUAUUAUUCACAGCAAUGUUAAAAGGUAUCUUUGCUCUCAUCUGAACCAUCUAGUGCAAGACUUUAAGAAUGCUCAGGAGUUCUAUAUCAAUAAACUUAGGCUGAGAUGGCAUAAAAAACAAAGAUAUAUGAAGUUUGGAUCUGAUGAAGGACAUGAACUAGUAUGCCAGGAAGAAAAAAGUAUUCCUUUCUUCAAAAUGGGAUACUCAGAAGCUAGUAUUCAAGAGCUCAUGAAAGAAUAUAAAAAAAGCGAAAAGAUUGAUGAAGAAGUGAAGCAUAUUCUUAAUACUCUUAAGGAAAUACAUGAAUUGUUCGAAGACCUUAAUAAACUUACGACAAAACAAAGUGAAAUUUUAGAUCGCAUUGAUUAUAGCAUUAAGUGUGCCUCUACCCACACCUUGAAUGGAAAAGAGUCCCUUAAAAAAGCUCAAGAGUCUCAAGCAGGUAACUACUGUGCCAUAAUCUAAAAACAAAGAAAGUAGCCGUAUUUACACAAAUAAAUAAAAAGUAUUUAACAACUAAUAGUUUGUCGCUAUACAUUGUAAAUUAACUAGAGGUCAUAGUUUUCCUCCUAUCAAAGUAAAA